Volvox carteri f. nagariensis is the source of this 5430-nucleotide messenger RNA. RefSeq lists its product as uncharacterized. NCBI's taxonomy places the organism in Eukaryota, Viridiplantae, Chlorophyta, Chlorophyceae, Chlamydomonadales, Volvocaceae. Gene Ontology annotation, cellular component: membrane. The transcript is spliced from 23 exons. Gene Ontology annotation, molecular function: phosphate transmembrane transporter activity. The record is from RefSeq and is a predicted model, not a curated record. Gene Ontology annotation, biological process: phosphate ion transmembrane transport. The coding region runs from base 1636 to 5430 and encodes 1264 amino acids.
CCGGCAGACAUGAAUAAGGACCUGCGUGAGUGUCUAUUUUCCCCUGCAAAUUUGCAUGUUCCUUGAUACUGCAAUUUCAGUCCAGGACUCAAGGACCUUGAGCAUAGCUAGCUUAAAGUGGCUUGGCACUGUAAUACAGUAAUAGGUACUUCUUGAUGUAUCUUCUUAACUGUUAAAAAAUCUUGCAAGAUGGCAAUACAGGACUCACGGGUAAUCAUGGUGCUGGCGAUAAUGUUUAGCACGGGGGCUCUCCUGCAGCUACUGGGCUGCGUUCUUUUCAACAACUGGUGGCCAAUGCUUGUGGGCAUUAUGUACGUCCUCGUACCCAUGCCGUACCUGUUCUUUGGCGGCUCAAGCGGUGAAGGGUACGCCAUCUACGGCAGCACCAUUCAGAGCGGGUGGGUGGAUGCGGGUAAAUUUUUGACGGGUUUCUCGGCCGUGGGCUCCAUCGCCAUCCCCGCCAUCCUGGCGCAUGCGCAGGUGAUUGCCAUUGGAGCGCUCAUAAUGGAGCUCGCGGCGGCAGUGGUGCUGGGCGCCACUGUACUGACGUACGACUACUUCAACAGCAAAGACGUCGGCUUCUUCUAACUCUCGAGCUGUUCGGGGUUCCUUGUGCACCGAACUUUUCCGAGUGUAGGUUGCAGAAGACAAUAACCUUUCUUUACUGAUUCUUCUUUUCUUUCCAUCUUGUCAAUCCCUUUAGAUUUGGGAGUUUCUCCGGUUGCCAUCUUUCGGGACUCGUGCGUUCAACUCGCACAUCACCCACGAAGGACAUCUUCCGAUACAGCGAACAGCGGGUCGGGGCGGUGUACAUAGUACAGCGGAGUAAUCCUUGCCAGGAGUGCGCGAGAAAGGUGCUUGGAAAGGGGGUUUUACAAGGGGUUGAGGCUUAGGGCCAUUGUACGGCUUUCGUGCAAGGGGGUUUGUGUACGGCGAUACAAAAGGAGGACUUCCUAAGGGUUCUUGAAUCUCUUAAGGGGAACUACCGUAGCCUGACAGACGGAUUGAGUGCGGGGGGGGGUUAAUUCACGUGAUGGGAUGUGACGGCAGCAAGCGGGGUGUCGGAGGCGCCCAGGGAUCUGGACGGAGAGCGCGACAAGACCAUUGUGUGUAGGUGUACAGCCGGACAGCGCCACGUUCCUGGCUGGGGUAGGGUCAGCUGCAGGGGGGCUUGGAGCUGUGGCACUAGCACGAACAAGGGUAAGGCUGCUCCUGCGCUUGGACGGGAAGCAGAGAAGGCAGAAGGGCCCUUAAUAGCUGAUGCCUUGCACAAAGCAGUGGAGCGUGUGUGUGGGAACUGCUAGUGCAGAACGGGACAGGAGGUAGGGAGCUUAGAUGAGAAGCUGGAAGCAGCUGGAGUGGAGCCGCGGAUGGCUUGGGACGGUAGUAGUACAGUACGGGCAACACAGUACGGCAGGAGGGCUAUUAAUGCUGUUGUCCUUGUCGCGGUGCCGCGUGUGCGGGUAUGUUGAAGACUCAAGAUAUUACCUUGUGUCGUGGUGGGGGUGAUUGCAGCUUUAUUGUCCAUGUUGUCGAAUUGCCUGGUAGGGUUGCUUACUUGGGUGGGACUAGUGCAUGUAGGAUGUCGCGGGGUGGGGACUCCUCCACCUGCUCAUUGAACUCAGCAACGGACAUAUGGCUACACACUGCACGGCAGAGGCUCCGUCGGGUAAAGUGCAUGUAUGUUUCGUAGCCGUGGGAGGAAAGGAUUCACUCAAACCGCGAAUUGGGGAGCUGUUGUUGCCAUUUCCCAAGUGGAUGUGUACAUGCCAGGAUGCGGCGUCCUCGCGGGGACGACAUCUGCAAGGAAGAUAUUGCUGUCGCCUUGCUGCCGAGCAGACGGCAGUUCGCAAGGGAGCUCCUCUCCUUGUAAAAGUGUACUUCAGUCCACACAGCUUCGUCUUUACCUUUUCCGCUGCAUACUUCCUCGUCCAUGCAAUGUUUGGUGCCAACGAUGUAGCCAAUGCCUUCGGCAGUAGUGUGGCAGCUAGGACUCUAACGAUGCGGCAAGCAUUACUCAUUGCAUCGGUGUGCGAAUUCAGCGGCUCGGUGCUCCUAGGUACGGAAGUGACGCUCACAGUGGCAGGGGGGAUUGCCCGCCUUUCGGCGUUCGACUCUGAGCCAGAGAUUUACAUGUACGGCAUGUUGUGCGCGGUGGUGGCGUCCGGUGCCUGGCUGCUGCUGGCCACGUACCUGAGUUUGCCCGUGUCAACCACACAUUCCACAAUCGGCGGCGUGCUGGGUUUUGCUUUCGUGUACGGCGGAUCCAGUGCAGUGACGUGGCUGGAACCUCAGGACACAUUUCCGUACAUGGGCGGUCUGGUGCCCAUCAUCCUUGCCUGGUUCACCAGCCCCCUUAUGUCGGGUUUAGCCUCCGUGGUGCUGUUCGUGAUCGUCCGCGCCGCCGUACUUCGCCGGGUCCGCAGCCUGGAGCUGGCGAUAUGGUCCCUGCCGGUACUGGUACUGGUCACCGUCUUCAUCAAUCUCUUCUUCGUCUUGUACAAGGUGUGGGGGUGUGGGGGUUUUAAAACAGGGAGUUGUGGCCCUAGGAGGGCCAUUCUACUUAGGUACGUCUUCUCUACGGGACUGGGUUGCUUGGUGAAGGACGAGGGUGAGAGCGGUGCCGUACGAGGCAGGGGCUCCGAGGCCCGGCUAGCCUGGACCUCCCAGAGGUGCGCCUGGGUGAGCUCGGUGGCGGCCGGGGGCUGCGCGCUGGUGACGGGGCUGCUGGGAGUGCCGUACAUGAAGAGACACGUGGAAGCGGCGGCGCAGGCCAGUUGGUUGUCGGUUUGGUUAAUGGGUUGGUGGGUUCGUUGCAGGUCCUUGAACAGCUCAAGUCGGUUGGAGCUUACGGGCACUCGGCCAAGCUCGCCCUCCGCACCCACGACGGGGGCACUGCCGCGCAUGUCAGUAGCCCGGAACAGCCAGGCUGGCGGAGGCGGUGGCGGUAGCGGGGGCGGCGGUGGCGGCGGUGGCAAUGGUCCCUGGCGCGCCGGCGCUGGCCGGGGCAUGACGGCAGGUCUGUCUGUUCUCCCCGCCGUGGCGCCGGGUGCCGCUUUUGUCGACGCACGGGGCCACGUGGCAGCGGGCCGUACAGGGUACGGCACUCGCAGCUUUAGCCGCAGUACAGCGCGAUUCAGUGAAGCGUCUCAAUCGAGUAGGCAAGGAAGUGGGACGCCAGACACGGUGGCUCCGGCGGCGUCAGAAAUGGCAACUGCCCAAAUUCCGCUGCCGACACCUCAACCGCCGCCGCAGCUGUCAGCGCACACCACUCAGUCUCCGCCGCCACUGGUGAACCGGGGUGGCUCCCUGCCCCUGGAGAGCGUUCCAGAGUCUUCAGUGUACGGCGCCAGGGAGCCGUCCGUGCAGCCGCCGUUACAGUCUGAGGCACCCUCUGGCGCUGCCGCUGUCGCAGCUGCGGGUCCUGUCGGGCCUGUUGUGGCGCUACAUGUGCCCAGUGCUGUGCGCUUGUUGCGCGCCACCUCCACGACUACUGCUGCCGCUGCCGCUGCUGCCACCACAUCAUCGCCAUCAUCAUCUCCGCAACGCGCACGACCAAGCAACUCCAGAUUCACUCCCCUGGUGGGAGACCUCCCCACCCCUACACCGGAUCUCAGCGUUCCUGUCCCUGGUGAACUUGGCGACUAUACGGUACCGCAGCAGCAGCAGUACGAGGGGCAUGUUUCGCGGGACUCGGGCGCCAUGGGGCCUGAGGUGGCCGGGCAGCACCGCGCACUACCGAUGCAGCAGGAAAAGGAGGCGGGAGAGGAGGAGGAGAAGGGCAGAGCGGAAGGGGAGGAGGAGGCGGAGGACGAAGCGGAAGGCAAUGGACAGCAGCAGCAGCAACCGCGGCCAUUUCACAGCCAACAGCAGCACCAGCAGCAUUGGCAAUUCCAGCAGCAGUUGCUGUCAGAGUGGUGGAUGCAGCAACAACUGGCAGGGCAACCAGAACCCCAACAACAGUACCUGCAGCCAACGGUCCAAACGUCCACUCCCGACUUUCAGGGCGGCGACGGUGUCACAGCCGGUGCUGCUGGUGCUCCGGGGCAUUGGGUCACCCAUGCUCCUUCUGCUGCUCCUGCGGCAGGGGCUAUUGCUGUUGGGCGUACGACAGACUGUACGGCGGGUCGGCCCAUAGCUGAGGGUAUUGAGGACGAUGGGGAGGAACGCGGGCACAGCUCUGGAUCAUACCGUCACCAGUUUGAGCCUGCUGAGCGCAGCGGAGGCAGAGCUGCGGCUGACGCAACCACCGCUGCAGCGCCCGUGCGGGCGGCCGGUGGAGGAAUGCCAAUUCCGGCGCCGGGGGAUCCAGAAACCUUAGGGGCCUCUGAGACCAGCAGCAGCCUUAGCAGCAGUAGUACGGAUCAGGAGCAGUCCUUUGCAGGGGAGCACCACCGUGCACAGCAGCAGCAACAGCAGGCGGGGGGUGGGCACAGCAGCAACAACGCGCAAUUUCAAAAAACGUUUGACCAGUUGAAGGAUAUCGUACUGCGUGGCACGGAUGUCAACGUACAUGACUGUGUGGAGCUGGGGUUGGAUCCCGUGGCGGCGGCCAUACAUGCACACGCCGAAGUGUUCGACCCGUCAACAGAACACGCAUUCAAGUACUUGCAGGUGGUGACCGCCAUUUGCGACUCGUUCAGCCACGGCGCCAAUGAUGUCGCCAACUCGGUGGGGCCCUUGGCGGCCAUCUGGCAAAUCUACCGAUACCGGCGGGUGGACUACGACUCCACUGUCCCCCUGUGGGUGCUGGUAAUAGGCGGGGCUGGCAUUGUGGUGGGACUGGCCACAUACGGUUACAACAUCAUUCGCGCCAUUGGUGUGAGACUGUCUGCGGUGACACCUUCUCGGGGCUUCUGUAUCGAGCUGUCCACCGCUCUGGUGGUGGUGCUGGCGUCUAAGUACGGCUUGCCAAUAUCCACCACACAUUGCCAGGUGGGCGCCACUGCGGGCAUGGGGCUUCUGGAAGGUUCUGCCGGACUGAACUGGUCUCUGGCGGCGCAGUUCUUCGCAGGCUGGGUGGUCACCUUGCUGCUGACAGCAUUGAUGUCCGCAGCACUGUUCGCGGCGGGGGCAUACGCGCCGUCCAUCACGCAGAGCCGCGACAUUGAGACCUACCAGACACAUCUGUCGGCACUGGCGAGCAGGUUGGACUUGCUGCUCAAUAAAACCAAUGCCGCCGCGGUGCUGGAUUCCGCCACCUGGGGAAACUACAGUGCCAGUCUGCAGUCGCAGCUCCAUGCCGACUUGGCAACACUCCAGCAGAUCGCCGCCGAGGGGUCUGAUGUGGCCACACGUCCUGUUCAGCACAUGGCCGCUAGCUAUGUCGUGGACUUCAUCAGCCGUACAGUCGAGAUGUACGUCAAUAACAGCUUGCCGUACAUUGGCGGCAUGCAGGCGGCGGGCCAGGUGCUUCCGCGUCGCCCUUGA